Actinia tenebrosa (Australian red waratah sea anemone) is the source of this 2478-nucleotide messenger RNA. RefSeq lists its product as uncharacterized. The record is from RefSeq and is a predicted model, not a curated record. NCBI's taxonomy places the organism in Eukaryota, Metazoa, Cnidaria, Anthozoa, Actiniaria, Actiniidae.
UUGCAAGAUAUCUUCUGUUGCUUUCCGACUCAUUCUCGAACAGAUAUGACAGAUAAACCAUGCUUUUAAUUGUCAGCUGUUUUGUAAUUCAACCAGCUAGAAAUGAUUUUACGCACUUAGAAGUUGGCAGAAGGCAAAAUAUUGAUGCAAUUAUGAACAUCUUUACUUAUCAAAGAUAACCCGGGGCAAGAAGUAAGGCUGAUCCAUGAUGAAACCAAUUUAGCUAAUGUCAUUAAAAAACACAUCGACAUAUAGUUAGUGACAAACCGGAAAUGUUUAAGAAAYGAAAGAUUGUUGAGAUGACGCAAUCGAUUGGACAAAGACAAUCUUUCAGCAAGCACCACGAAGUUAGGAGUGUGUCAAAUUGUAGAUGAAACAUGAUACUACGAGUUGUUCUGGACUCGACCUUUUAUGUAUCACGCCAUAACUCUUUCCCAACUGAGCAGAUUCCGACCAAGAUAACUAAAUCUCAUGGGAGACUUAGACGCCAAAAGAUUGCUUAUAGAAAACUCGAAGCUUAAGAUACAGCAAAAUGAACUUUCUAGUGUACUAGGGGAAGAAAAAGAGAUGGUUAAGUACCUACAUGGGGUGAUUAAAAAUUAUGAACAGUUACUACGAUCCAACAGCAAGAGCAACUCGUCCUCGCCACCAGCUGUCGUGAAAAUGUAUCACGACACAGAUCUUAAAACUGAUCCAAAAAAAGCUCACGAAGGGGAUAUACACACGAAGAUUGAAUCUGCGCGUAAGAAGUAUCAAAUAAUAACGACCCAGCAUAGGAAAGGUGAUGCCACGGGACGUUUGAUGCUACCAUCUGAACAACCCCGAAACAAAACUCCGUUAUCUUUGCAGAGUUGUCUUGUGAGAGGAAGCGAAGAAGACAGUCAAGGAUUUUCUCCAUACCAAGGGGUCAAUCGACCGCGUGUUUACAAAGAAAAUGUUUCACGAUCAUCGGAUGACUUACGUUUAGAAAAUCUUGAGAAUAGUUCGUCUUCUGAUGAUGAUUUGGUUAAAGACAACCUUGCUUCUUUCUCUAGUGGUCAUAACAUUGGACAUAAUAAUAUUUUGAAUCCAGUUCAUUUCGAGGAAGGCUUAAGUGAAGGCCAACCCAUGGGGUCCGUGGGUAAUGCGCCAUCGAAUAAGAGAUUUAACCACAAAUACGAUAAAGAAAGCCAUUCAGGGAAGCAUCAAGAACUCGAGGCCUUCGUUAACCCUACUUUAUAUCCAAAUUGGUAUUGUUGUUCCAAAACUGCUCAUGACGAAAUAGACAAGAAAGAAACUUCCUCAACUACUCGGCCCAGAUCGAACUUCACCAAGACUACAACAACUUCGAUAAACGAUAAUAGAGAGAGCGAACUAGCAGAAAUGUUCCGAGAGCUCGAUAAAAUGGAGAGUAAAUUGAACAGGUACGAAAAUUUGGUUGCAAAAAGCGACAAACGUUUAACAAAAAUAGAAAACAAAUUGGAGUACCUCGAGAGUUUUGCUCUCGGCGAAGAGUCUGAGUGUCUUUGAUAUUAAGAAAUGUUAUCACAUAAGCUAAUGUUAUUAGCUAGAUAUAUAGAUAGGAUGUUUGAUUCCAGCAGUAAAUUUUAAAACUUAUUAUGGUUUACUGAUACAUCAGAGCUGAUUAAAUAGAUUGUCCAAUAGGGCAUUUCUGAGGUCGUAGAAAUUAAUCAAUUAAUAUCAUUAUAUUAAGUAAAGUUAUUAUAGUGCACGUGUGCUUUUUACUGGGAUACCUGUGGUAUCACAGUCGUAAAAUGCCUUUUUUUGUAUUUUUUUUUCUUCCGCGACAAAAUGAUUAACUGUUGCGCAAUAGUUACCCAGGGGUCUUCAGGAACUUAGCCAAGAGACGUUUGCGGGUAUCUGCUAUAGGGUUCCAGUCUAUAGUCCAAUCAAUAAUCAUGUACCAGAUGUCAAUCAAUGUCACUAUGUUGUCAAGUGAUUAUGAGUAUGAGUAUUUUGCAUACUUUUGAAACGUGUUGCUAAUUACGUAUGCCAAAAUCCGGAACCCGGGACUGGAAUUGGAUUUCCAGAUUGAGUUAUUCGAUGAGUUUGAUGAGUAAGGCAUAAACGCUCUGCCUAUAAACGGCUUUUAACACUGCUGUUCGAAAUUUUGUAACUUAUUUGUAGUUCUCCUUUAGAUUCUCAGAGACUCUGAUACUAGUAAACCGUCCCAACCAGGGUCUGGUUUAUCAUUACUUCGAGACGUCACGAAAUACUUUAUCAGUAUUUUUAGAAACUCAACCAACUAAAUCCUUCAUGCAUGUUGAAACAAGGUCCUCCAGGUCCUCCAGGUAUCCCAGUCUACCCUGCCAGCAGAGUUUUGUUGAAAUUUAAAUUAAAAUUGUGUGCGAAAACUUACGCUAUAGCCUUCGAUUCGUUGUUACUGCAACCUAAUUAGGUCACAUGCCAAACCUUUGCCAUGGCCACAUAUACAUUUUGAUUCAUAUAUAGCAAUAAAUACAAAGUUUCUUUAUAAAA